UUGUUUUUUUUCUUUUCUUUCUCUGGUUGAAGGAUAUGAAUAUUAAAUGUACUAUUCCUUGAUUUAAUGAGAUUAUUCAUGAACUUUAUUUAAUGCAUUCAUUACCAGUCGAACCAUCGAUCAUAAUAUCCUUGAUGAAUCAGUAUGAAGAGUCACAUACAAAGCAGCACAUGCUGUUAUGUAAUGUGUUUGGCUUCUACCCAUCUGAGAUUGAGGUGACAUGGUACCGGAAUGGCCAGGAGGAGACCGAGUUGGUUCAGUCUACAGAGCCCUAUCAUAAUGGUGAUUGGUCUUACCAGAUUCUAGUGAUGCUGGAGACAGAGAUUCAGAAAGGCGACACUUUUACCUGCGAGGUUCAUCACAGCAGCCUGAAGGCCCCGCACCGAGUAGACUGGCACCCUCAGUCAUCAGAUGCAGCUAAAAACAAGAUGGCCACCGGUAUAGUGGGAUUUGUGUUAGGAGUUGUAUUUUUCACUGUUGGCCUUGUCAUCUACAUGAGAGGAAGAAAAGGGCAAACAUCAUUCCCAGGACAACAGAAUGAACGCUUUUUGUCACAGUAAUCUGGAUCCUACCUGCUACAAUCCAGCUCAGCUUCCAGAUGUUUAGUUUCUAAUGCAAAAAGGAGGAGUUUCCUGAUGUCUAACUUUCACCAAUGUGUCGGGAUCUAUAAAUAUGCCGUGUAAUUAUGCUCUGUAAUAUGUGCGGAAUUAGUUUUGCUGAUGCCCUUAGUAUAUUGAUUAUCUGAUUUGGGAAUUGAAGAAGCUUUUUUUAUUAGCUCCAGAUGUUUGUUUUGUUGGUAGUUUAAAGAAAAUAGUAAAAGAAAACUUCAGAUCACUAGAUAAACUCCGCUGCACAUAUCUACCUUAAAAUAGCCAUUUUGCCAUUAUCUUAGUUCAUAAAUUAUCCCCUAGAAUUGAUGUUGUAUGUAAGGUGCAACACAAUGACUCAGAGCCAAAUUUCAAUUUAAAGGGGUUCUCCAAGCUUUAUAUAAAAUUGAAGCUUUCUUCUAGCUCGUGGAAUAAAUAUAGUUUAGUUAAUACUUACACAUCUGUCUCUCCGUCAAUGCCGCCGUCUCCUCUGCUCUCACACAGCCUGUGGGCUCUUCUCGCUCUGGGUCUCGUCCUGUUGUCUUCCUUUCUUUUCAUAAUAAUAAAUACAGCUGAACAGGAAGAGAAGUUCGCACAUCUGGUCGGGACCCCCGAGUGGAAGAGCCCGCAGCCUCUGUAAGUGCAGUGAAGAUGGUGGCAUCGUCAGCGUGACGGAUGGGUAAGUAUUAAUUAAACAGGUUAGGAGAAAGCAUCAGUUUAUAAAGCCUGGAGAACUCCUUUAAACUUAAGGGGGUUGUCUGGAGCAUUUUUUAAUUGAAAACUUCUGCUGGAGCUGGUUAAACCAACCUUCACCAGCCCCCUCUGAACCAGUGCCACCACUACUUUCUCUUCCCCGAGUUAAAGCCAGUGAUGUAUUGUGGGGCAGCUUAAGCGGUGACUUCCUGCAUACUACUGCAGCCAAUCACCAAACUCAGUUUUGGACAGCCCGAGACCACUGAGACCAGGGAUUGGCUGCAGUCAUGUCACUGCUGCAGCCCAGGGAAGAGGAAACGCAGUGUUGCUGGAUCGGAGGUGGCACAGGAAGGAAAGGUAAGGUUUUUUUUUAAUUCUUUUACUGGCCCCACAUCAUUUAAAACAAAGGUAACUUGGAAAACCCUUUAAUCUACAAAUGCAUAUAACAAAGAUUCAGAACAGUUUCACGUGUCCGUAAUAUUGGUCUCAGUACAUGAGGCCUAAUAGUGAAUCUAUAAUGUGGCCUAUUAUGUAUAGAUGAAGACAUGCUUACACCUUAUCCACACUUGGUAUUUUGCAUCAGUAUUCAGAAGCCAAAGCUAAUAAUUGCUGCAAAGACGUGCAGAUCUUACAAUUAUUGUAUACUUUUUUCAGCAUGGUUGGAGAUUUAUUAUAAUUGCAAGUCACAUGACUUUUUCCUCUACUCUAAAUAAACAAGCAGAGAUUGUGAUAAAUGUUUAAGAAUGGAAACAUGAAAUCUAUUAGAAAGUUGUUGAAUCUUA
Molecule: messenger RNA, 2062 nt
Organism: Bufo bufo (common toad)
Lineage: Eukaryota; Metazoa; Chordata; Amphibia; Anura; Bufonidae
Product: SLA class II histocompatibility antigen, DQ haplotype D beta chain-like
Exons: 4
Coding region: 93-560 (155 amino acids)
Biological process (GO): antigen processing and presentation of exogenous peptide antigen via MHC class II; immunoglobulin production involved in immunoglobulin-mediated immune response; peptide antigen assembly with MHC class II protein complex
Cellular component (GO): MHC class II protein complex
Molecular function (GO): MHC class II protein complex binding
Source: RefSeq, a predicted model, not a curated record